Molecule: messenger RNA, 462 nt
Organism: Balearica regulorum gibbericeps (East African grey crowned-crane)
Lineage: Eukaryota; Metazoa; Chordata; Aves; Gruiformes; Gruidae
Gene: LECT2
Product: leukocyte cell derived chemotaxin 2
Source: RefSeq, a predicted model, not a curated record
AUGAAAAUGCAGAGAGUCACAGCAGUCAUCCUCGCGAUUGUGAUCUCCAGUGCUACUGCAGCACAAUGGGCGAAAAUCUGCUCAAGUCAACCUGCAAACAAAAUCAGAAGCUGCGACAGCCAGGGCUGCGGUGGAUACAACAGCUCCAGAGGAGGGAGGAAGCACAAGGGAGUGGACGUGGUGUGUGAGGACGGCUCGGUGGUGUACGCACCCUUCACGGGGAACAUCGACAGGCAAGUCAGGCCCUACGGAAAUGGCAAUGCCAUCGACAACGGAGUCCAGCUUUCAGGAUCAGGAUUCUGCAUUAAGAUGUUUUACAUCAAACCUGUCAAGACCAGCGGCCCCAUCAAGAAGGGAGAGAAAAUCGGUGUCCUGCUGCCCAUGCAAACGGUCUACCGAGGAAUUACGUCCCAUGUCCACAUCCAGAACUGUGACUUGACAGAUCCUACUCCCAACCUGUAA